AUUUAUUACAUUUAAAUAGGAUAGACCUGAUUUUGAUUUGUUGGAAGAGAAAAAAAAUGGCGACCUCCUUAACUUUAAGGUCCUUGGGCAUAACAAUCUUCAGAUCAAAAGUAUUACAUUCGCACACUCAUUUGCAAUAUGCUCACAGAUUUCUGUUUUUAACAGGUAGUUUAAAAAAACACGAACAAGAUCCUAAUGACCCAAAAUAUGCUGCUUGGAAACAAAAGCCUCAUCCUGAGACACCAACAAAAUAUCACCCUGAUAUGCUGUCACCAGAGCCAGUCAAGGGAAAAGUUUUUGAAAGGAUGCCUUUGAGAGUAGAUCUUGAGGCUGGGAAAAAAUACAUGUUUUGCACAUGUGGAUACAGUAAAACUCAGCCAUUUUGUGAUUCCUCACAUAAAGCACCUAAUUUUAUGUCAACAAGGCCUCAUCAUAUCAGAUAUAGACCAAUGCCUUUUCAAGUGGAAGAAACUAAGGAGUAUUGGCUUUGUAUGUGUAAACAGUCCAAUAAACGCCCUUUUUGUGAUGGCUCUCAUAAGCGUUUAGCUGCUAAAUCCUAAAGCCUUUUAAAAUUUACUAUAAUAUUCCUUUAAAAAGAUUUAAAGCAAAAAAAAAAAAAGUAAUGAGUAUUUAUGAUCAAGUGCAAACUUAAUCCCUAUUGGUUCAUCAAUGUAAAUAUGGUUUUUAAUUUACUUUCUUACUCAUAGAUUAUUAGGCUACCCUAUGUUUAGUUAAAUACAAUAAGGAGGGUUAUAAGCAUUAAAAAAUCCCUCCCUUUUGUUCUUUGUUCAAAAACAUUUGUUGUAAUAUUUCAAUUACAGAGCUUGGAAAAGUACCAUACUGAAUGUAUGUUUGCUGUUAUGUUAUUGUCGUCAUUUAACUGUUAAUUCAUUUUUUGAAAACUAUUGUUCCAAUAAAAAUGAGCAUCCACUAAAUCUAUCAAAUCAUGCACCAAAUAAUUGUGUUGAUGUUCUGUUGUGCCAUGACUUUCCUAGACUCGUACAUAAUUGAAAAAACAGUAUUCAAACUGUGAAUAAUGUCUUUCAUUACCGCAAAAAGAAUAAAAAAUGCAUUUUUUUUAGUAAUUAGUAAGUGUUGUUUUAGUUUUAUUACAGGGUAUGCUCCAUACUUUUUAACUUAUAUUUUUAGAAAUUAUGCUUAUCUGAUUAAGGUGAAUUGUUAUUGUUGCAUUUAUUAACCAGUUGUUUUUUUUAGUGCCUGGUAUUAAAUUUGUUCUAUAAAUGUAUACCAUGUAAAAAUUGUAUAUUAUUAAACUUGACAGAUAUGA
Physella acuta is the source of this 1288-nucleotide messenger RNA. RefSeq lists its product as uncharacterized. Gene Ontology annotation, cellular component: mitochondrion. Gene Ontology annotation, molecular function: 2 iron, 2 sulfur cluster binding. The record is from RefSeq and is a predicted model, not a curated record. NCBI's taxonomy places the organism in Eukaryota, Metazoa, Mollusca, Gastropoda, Physidae.